UUAUAAAUUAUCUGGUUCAGAAGUAGAUGAAAGGAGUAUCCAAAGUUGUGAUUCUUAUAACACUGAGUAGUUAAAAGUCUGAAAAAAAAUCCAGUAGAUCAAAGUCUGAGAAAAGAUAUUCCUGUCCUGAGUCUGCUCAAAGUUCUAGUCGUAAAUCUAGUGUUAAGUAUAAAAAAAAGUCUGAUACCCGACAAACUGUUAGUGAUCAUGAGUUAAAUUUAUCUUCGAAGAAAAAAUGUUCAAGGUCCAGUAGUAAUAAAAGUUUAGAAAAAAAGAUGAGGCGAAUUCAUCUUCAUUUUAAACAAGAACAACAUCGUCGAAAUUCGGCUAUGAUUAAUAACAUACAGAAGAUGGAAGAAGAGCAUCAAAGACUUGUUAUGUGGCCUAAAAAUUUCAUUUGCCCAUCGAGGGUUAAUCUCAAGACUGUAAAACCACUAGAAUUACCAAAUAUAUCUGGGUUCACUAGACCUGACCCCGAAAUUAAUAAAAAUGAAGAUAUCAAUAUGGAAAUACUGCGAAAUCGAUUGCUUGACAUUCGUCAGUGGUUAAAAGACCUAUAUUUAGUAUAUAAAGAGCACUGUGAUUUAGCAGUGUCUGUAAACAAAACUUAGAAUUUAGUUACUGAAGAAUAAUAAAAUUAUGACAUGGAAAUUAGCUGACGUCAAUACUUUUGAAUUUUUUUAUAAACGAUAAAUUUUGAUAAAUUGCAGCUAUAGUUUUUGAAUUUUCUACAUUUGCAUUUUUUAUUAAAUUAAAUUAUUGAAAAAUUUUUCUUGCGCCUUGAAAUCCUGUUUUUUGGAUCGAAUUCUCAACAAUACUGAGAAGAAAAAUAUUUUCGAACCGUACAUUUUUACUACAAGAAAUUAUGCUAUUAAAUAUUUUCAAUCUACGAUAUUUUUGGUUCAAAAAUUUGAAUAUUCCAUUCAUAAUAAUUUUUUUAAUCCAAGAAACCCAAGUUUAUUUCAAAAUACCUUUUUCUUUUCAUUGCAGUAGUGUAAAUAAAUUUUGAUUUUCUUCUGUCAAAAAAAAUGCAGACAUUAUUUUAAAAUUUAUAUCCUCGAUCAAUUUAUGCAACUAUAAAGAUUAAUCGAAAUAGCUGACUUAAACUUCUAAUAAUAAUUAUUUAAUAUUUAUCACGGAUUUGUGUCAUGUAAUUACUUUAAAUAUUACGUUGGUAAACAUUAAAUACUUAAUGACUCACGCCUGUUGGAGACCUCAGAAAUGUAUAAAAAUUUAUUGAUACGAAUAUUUAUAAAAAAUGUUACAAAUUAAAUCCUUAAGUUAUCGUUUUCUUUACAAUUAUUUUUGAAAAAGUCAAGUAACACUGCAUUUCUUACAAUGCAGAAUAAAUUCGUUUCUUCACUAAUACCCUUGAUUCAAAUACAUCAGUGAUAGUCUUUUCAGUUUUAAAAUUUGGAUCGA
Molecule: messenger RNA, 1422 nt
Organism: Microplitis mediator
Lineage: Eukaryota; Metazoa; Arthropoda; Insecta; Hymenoptera; Braconidae
Exons: 2
Coding region: 276-611 (111 amino acids)
Source: RefSeq, a predicted model, not a curated record